AUGAAUGCAAUCGCUUUUUGUACUAUGCUACUUUUAGUUAUAUUUCUCUAUCUAUCGUUUAAUGAUCAUGAAAAAUGUGAUAAAAAUAUAACUAAUAGUGUUAAAAACAAUGAAGAAGAAAAAAAUAUUUCUAGGAUUUCCGUAACACCUACGAUAAAAACUGCUGCUUCAAUUGAUAAUAAUAUACUUGCUUUUAAUAUAACUAUUAUUAAUAAUUUAACUACCACAACUUUUUCUACUCCAAUUAUUUCAACAACAAUUUCUACAUAUACAGUUACUAAUACUUCUACAUCUAAAUUAUUUCAACAUAAGAAUCUAUCAACUACAAAACAAAAAAUACCAGUAACUUUUUAUCAAGUAGAAAACAUGACAUCAAUGUUAAAUUCUAUGACAGAACCAAGUAUUACUAAUAAUAAUAAUAUAAAUCCAUUAACUUCCUUGUACAUCAAUAAUACAACACCAAUGACUACGACAAUAAUGAUAGAUAUUUCAACAAAAAAUAAUAAUGAAAUUUUAAAAAAUGUAGGAUUUAUUAUUGCCGUCAUCAUACAAAUACUAAUCAUGUUAAUGACAUGUUUCGUCUUAUGUAGAUGUAUUCAUAAGAAUACAGUCAAACAAACUCCAAAUAAUAAUAUGAUUGCACUUGAUGAAUUUAAUCGAUGA
This is a messenger RNA of Strongyloides ratti, 663 nucleotides long. RefSeq lists its product as hypothetical. The transcript has 2 exons. Bases 1 to 663 code for a protein of 220 amino acids. Lineage: Eukaryota; Metazoa; Nematoda; Chromadorea; Rhabditida; Strongyloididae. The record is from RefSeq and is a predicted model, not a curated record.